AUGACACUGCAUGUUGCAAACUGGCGUCUUCACAACUUUGACAUAGAAGUAUUCUCAGCUGACCCAGUUGUUGACCCUGGAGCAAACGGUCAGCUGUGCUUUUCCUUCUUUGGGCAAUUUGGGGAUUCACUUACAGAGACCCUUAGAUGCAUGUAUCCGGUUGAGGGGCGAUAUGUCCGGAUAAAGAAGAGGCAACAUCUGAAUAGUGAGGACAGGCUGACCUUGUGUGAAGUGGCAGUCCACCCAAAGCUAUAUGAAAGCAACUGCAGUUUCAGUCAGAGGUACCCUUCCACCUUUGUGCCCUACACGGACAAGUACCUCACGACCAGACCCAGGCAUGAAACCAUCGGAAGCUUGAAGACCUGCAUGAUUGAAUGUACAACUAUGUGGGCAUGUGAUGGCUUCAACUUCAAUAUCCUGGACAGCAGCAGUGGAAAUGGAACCUGUGAGUUUGUGUCUGUGUCACUGGCAGAUCUUUACUCUAAAUCUGGAUGGACAUAUUACAAGGCCAUUUGUUCUUAAACUCCAGCACAACUCGUGUAGGAUGUAUGAGGAAGGCUGCUCUUGCAUAUUAACAUGUCCCUUUG
This is a messenger RNA of Haliotis rubra (blacklip abalone), 587 nucleotides long. RefSeq lists its product as uncharacterized. Lineage: Eukaryota; Metazoa; Mollusca; Gastropoda; Lepetellida; Haliotidae. Bases 1 to 522 code for a protein of 173 amino acids. The record is from RefSeq and is a predicted model, not a curated record. The transcript is spliced from 3 exons.